Molecule: messenger RNA, 2187 nt
Organism: Ilex paraguariensis (yerba mate)
Lineage: Eukaryota; Viridiplantae; Streptophyta; Magnoliopsida; Aquifoliales; Aquifoliaceae
Source: the annotation of a GenBank genome assembly
GCAAGCGUGGCACCGAAGCACAGGAUCAAUAGUGUUCACAAUCCAUACAGGUUGCCACGUGUUGUCUCUCUGAUGUAACCACUCUCUCCUUCCGCCAACCACGCUUCCCCCCUUCUCUCUCUCUCCUCCAAUUUCAACCCUUUCACUCUCUGCCAAGCCUAGAAACUCGCUCCUCCUCUCUAUGGGGUGUAAGCCCUCAGGAUUAUUUGAAGAAGUUCAGCAAAACAUUCGUGAAAAUGGCGCCGGGUGCUUAUACAAUGAGGGGGAACCCACCAGGAAUUUUGCUUUUAAGAAAAAUUAGCGGCAAAGAUUGGAGUUUAACAACCUAUAGAUACGUGGUUCUGUUAAUUACGUUCAUAGCAUAUACCGCAUACCACGCUUCUAGAAAACCCAACAGCAUAGUCAAGAGUGUUUUGGAUCCUCAGCCUAAGAACCACAAUGUGUUGAACCCGUUGCCAAUGGGUGAUCUUUUUGUCAAAAGGGAUUUGGUGGGAAGUGAUUUGAAUAGAUUGAAAAACAAAGGUUGGGCUCCAUUUAAUGGAGAAGAUGGGACAUGGAAAUUGGGAGAGAUUGAUGUGGCAUUUCUUGCAUGUUAUUCGUUAGGAAUGUAUGUUGCUGGGCAUUUAGGGGAUACGUUGGAUCUUCGGUUGUUUUUGACUACUGGGAUGAUUGGGAGUGGCAUUUUUGUUGGGCUUUUCGGGAUGGGUUAUUUUUGGAAUAUUCACAUGUUUUGGUUUUAUUUGAGUAUGCAAAUGGUGGCCGGGUUGUUUCAGGCCACAGGGUGGCCUUCAGUAGUUGCUGUUAUUGGUAAUUGGUUUGGGAAGAGGAAGAGAGGAUUGAUAAUGGGAAUCUGGAAUGCUCAUACGUCCGUAGGGAACAUAACUGGGUCGCUUCUUGCUGCUAGUGUUUUGGAUUAUGGGUGGGGUUGGUCUUUUAUUGUCCCCGGUGCUUUUAUCAUUCUGGCAGGAAUAAUAGUAUACCUGUUCUUGCCUGCUUAUCCUGAAGAUGUUGGUUUUCCUUGCCCAAAUGGAUCAGCUGCUAAUGUUGUGGCAGUGCAUAAUGAUGUAGAAGCUCAGACACGGAAAGGGGCUAUGGAUGAAGGUGAAGAGAACUCUGUUGCCCAAUGUGUGUCAGCAAAUAGGAAGAGUGUUGGGCUCCUUCAAGCUUGUCUAAUACCAGGAGUAAUACCAUUUGCAUUUUGUCUCUUCUUCGCAAAGCUUGUCGCAUACACAUUUUUGUACUGGUUACCAUUUUAUCUCAGUCAGACAGCUAUAGGAGGAGAGUAUAUGUCUGUCAAAUCUGCUGGGAAUUUUUCUACUCUAUUUGAUGUUGGGGGAAUAGUUGGUGGGAUUCUAGCUGGCUACCUGUCUGAUAAACUUAGGGCUCGGGCUACUACAGCAGCCAGUUUCAUGUAUGCUGCUAUACCUUCAAUGCUGCUAUACCGGUUUUAUGGGAACAUUUCCAAGACAGUCAACAUCGUGCUUAUGAUGAUUGCAGGCUUGUUCAUUAAUGGGCCCUAUGCACUUAUUACAACUGCAGUCUCUGCAGAUCUUGGUACACACAGCUCUCUCAGAGGAGAUUCUCGAGCGCUGGCCACAGUUACUGCCAUUAUUGAUGGUACUGGAUCCCUUGGUGCUGCUUUGGGCCCUCUCCUGACUGGAUUUCUUUCAACAGAAGGAUGGGAUGCAGUCUUUGCAAUGUUGGUGGUUGGUGCUCUUACAGCGGGUCUUCUUUUAUCUCGUUUGGUCAUAACUGAAAUAAGAGAGAGUACUUGCAAACAGAUGCUCAAUGGGGAGCACAAUGCUGGAGCUCCUACAUCUCAACCCCUUCUGAGUGACCAAAGGUGAUAACUAGGUACAAUCUUUUGACUCUCUUCAUUCUGGUGAGGAAAUCAAGAACAACUGUGGAACUUGCACAUGGUAAGAUAAGUGUCUGGGAUGACAAAUAGAAUUGCUACUCCAACUUGCAAAUUGAUAAAUUUUGCGGUUUGUGGUGGCCACAUUGUUGUUCAUUUGUACGUAAUGUAUGCAUACUUACACGUAUAUGUAGAGCUUUCUUGGUCCAUUCUUCUAGUUUAGCUGGAUGGAUGAUAUGAAUUGAGCUGAAACAAGUGCUAAAAGUAAAAUAACUUUAGUCUUCAUGUUGCAUUCCUUUUUUUUUUAAAUAAAGUUUCAUUGUAAUUGAUUA